Messenger RNA from Nicotiana tabacum (common tobacco), 859 nucleotides. RefSeq names its product glyoxylase I 4-like. NCBI's taxonomy places the organism in Eukaryota, Viridiplantae, Streptophyta, Magnoliopsida, Solanales, Solanaceae. Gene Ontology annotation, molecular function: metal ion binding; lactoylglutathione lyase activity. The record is from RefSeq and is a predicted model, not a curated record.
UAGCUGAUCCAAGCACAAACAAGUAAUAAGCAGAAGAAGAAGAAAAAGAGGAAGAGAAAAGAUGAAUAUGGAGAUUGAGGAAGUGAUCUACCAAAAACUGCCACUCCUUUCACUGAACCAUGUAUCUUUGUUGGUGAAAGAUGUUUGGAAUUCAGUGCAAUUCUAUGAAGCUGUAUUGGGCUUCUGUCUUGUCAAACGCCCUUCUUCUUUCAAUUUCCAUGGAGCCUGGCUUUACAAUUAUGGCAUUGGGAUUCACUUGCUUGAGAAUAAAGCUAUGGAGGACUUGGAUGUCAACAAUGAACCACGCCCUAUUAAUCCAAAGGAUAACCAUAUUUCCUUUCAGUGCACUGAUGUUGAAUUGGUGAAGAGGAAGUUGAAAGAGAUGGGAAUGAGAUAUGUAACUGCAGUGGUAGAAGAUGAAGGAAUCAAAGUAGAUCAAGUAUUUUUCCAUGAUCCAGAUGGCUAUAUGAUUGAAAUUUGCAACUGUGAAAACCUUCCAAUGCUGCCUAUUUCUUCAAAUUGCCAACUUAAUCACCAAUUUAUUGGCACUUACAAUAAGAAGAUAAUGCCAAUGGCUGUCCCAAAUUAUAGCUGUGGUUUUAUGGAGACUCUUAUGAUGGAGAAAUUAAGCAUGGACAUGCUCAACUUUUCCUACUGAUUAAAACGAUCUUUGAAAUUCUUGAUAGUCUUAAAAGGGAACGCGAAUCUAGCGACGACUAUUCUUGAAUCUUUGAAUCUUUCAAAUGUUUGCUUAAUUUUUACAUGCAAAAAGAUUAUGUAUUUGCAGUUUCAAAACUUUAUAGUUUGGUUAUGUGCAACUAUUAUUUAAUGAAUAAAUUAUAAGAAAGUUGUUGUAUUA